Molecule: messenger RNA, 523 nt
Organism: Cavia porcellus (domestic guinea pig)
Lineage: Eukaryota; Metazoa; Chordata; Mammalia; Rodentia; Caviidae
Gene: Pin4
Product: peptidylprolyl cis/trans isomerase, NIMA-interacting 4
Exons: 4
Coding region: 115-507 (130 amino acids)
Biological process (GO): rRNA processing
Cellular component (GO): nucleus
Molecular function (GO): DNA binding; peptidyl-prolyl cis-trans isomerase activity
Source: RefSeq, a predicted model, not a curated record
AGCUCUAUUGCAGUGCUGCUUUCAGGCAUUGUUUAGGACGUACUCGUGGGGCCUGAAGGGGCUUUUUUACGGCUACCAGAACAGUAGUUGAGAGUUCAACGGCAAAUUCCCAAGAUGCCGCCCAAAGGAAAGAAUUGUGGAAAAGAUGGGAAAGGAGGAGCAGCUGCUGGGAGUGAUAGUGCUGACAAGAAGGCUAAGGGUCCCAAAUGUGGUGGCAAUGCAGUAAAGGUGCGGCACAUUCUAUGUGAAAAACACGGCAAAAUUAUGGAAGCCAUGGAGAAGUUAAAGUCUGGAAUGAGAUUCAAUGAAGUGGCCACACAAUAUAGUGAAGAUAAAGCCAGGCAAGGGGGUGACUUAGGUUGGAUGACCAGAGGGUCCAUGGUAGGACCAUUUCAAGAAGCAGCAUUUGCCUUGCCUGUGAGUGGAAUGGAUAAGCCUGUGUUUACAGACCCACCAAUUAAGACAAAAUUUGGAUAUCAUAUUAUUAUGGUUGAAGGGAGAAAAUAAAAUUAUAUGAAAAUAA